AUGGCCAAUUCUUUAAGAGGUGAAGUGUUGAAUCUAUACAAAAAUCUGCUGUACCUUGGAAGGGAGUAUCCCAAAGGAGCAGACUACUUUAGAAGCCGUUUGAAAGCAGCUUUUCUAAAAAAUAAGGAUGUGAAAGAUCCUGAAAAAAUUAAGCAACUGAUUGCACGAGGAGAAUUUGUUAUAAAAGAGUUGGAGGCUUUGUACUUUCUCAGAAAAUACAGAGCUAUGAAACAGCGCUACUACAGUGACGACAAUCAGUAA
Molecule: messenger RNA, 261 nt
Organism: Nipponia nippon (crested ibis)
Lineage: Eukaryota; Metazoa; Chordata; Aves; Pelecaniformes; Threskiornithidae
Source: RefSeq, a predicted model, not a curated record